UCAAACUCCCCAUAUCUUCGUUCUCAUCACAUCCCAAAACAACAUAGGAUUCAACCACCAAGUUAUAUAAAAUCCUUCUGUCUAUUUUCAUCUGUUCCUAAGUUAAACUUUUUUGGUUCAAUUGAGGAUUCAUUCAUUAAUGGCUGGAAAAAACAACUACACAGUGUACAAUUCGAACGAGACAUCAUGGGCAGAUCAAUGGGAUCCAGAGCCAGCAAAAUAUGAGUACACAAGUUUUGACAAGAAAAGUACUGGAAAUAAUGGUUCUUCCAAGAUUUCCAGUAAAGUUGGAGACACUUUUGGGAAAACUAAAUCUGUAGCAUCAACAGGGGUUAAGAAAGUAAAAUCAGGUGCCACAGCUGGUUUUCAAUGGAUUAAAGACAAGUGUCAUAAGCCUAACCAAGAAAAGCUUGGCCAAGCAUCACGGUAACAGAGUCAUAGGGCGCUAAAGAGCCGAGAGCGAACGCGCACAGCUUACCUUGAAUUCUUCUUGUAUUAGGACUAUUACUUGUUAGAAAUAAAAUUGUUUCAUUGAUUGUUAUAUGAUACUAUAUCCAUUAGUUUUAUCAUACUUUUUUUUUUUUUUUUUUAUAAUUUUUUUUUUUUAUUGUUUUGUGUAUAUAAAGUUUUGAAGCAUUAACAAGCCUUGUUGUUUCAUUCCCUUGGUGUCUCUGAUGUUUUAAUAGUAAUACUUUUGUUUAUUCCUUC
This is a messenger RNA of Lycium ferocissimum, 708 nucleotides long. RefSeq lists its product as uncharacterized. The transcript has a single exon. The record is from RefSeq and is a predicted model, not a curated record. NCBI's taxonomy places the organism in Eukaryota, Viridiplantae, Streptophyta, Magnoliopsida, Solanales, Solanaceae. The coding region runs from base 140 to 430 and encodes 96 amino acids.